Molecule: messenger RNA, 2771 nt
Organism: Labeo rohita (rohu)
Lineage: Eukaryota; Metazoa; Chordata; Actinopteri; Cypriniformes; Cyprinidae
Gene: prph2lb
Product: peripherin 2-like b
Exons: 4
Coding region: 624-1703 (359 amino acids)
Biological process (GO): visual perception
Cellular component (GO): membrane
Source: RefSeq, a predicted model, not a curated record
UCAGGUCAGUACUAAAUAAAAAAUAAUGUGCGUUUUGUAUGAUCCCUCUUAUUUUGGUAAAAUAAUUAACAUUUUGCAGAUUCUGCAAGGUACAUGUAAACUUUUGACCUCAGCUGUAUUUUACUAUUUAUUACUGAAUCAUGGGGGGUGUGGAAGCACCAAUGUUAUUCGCUUGGGAUUGGCCCAGAUGGCUUGGAAUUGUUCAGUUAAAUCCUGAGGAUAAAGGGAUUAGGUGGAGGUCACAGUGAGUCUGGACAGCAAUUCACUUUAAACACACUCCUCACCUCUUCUGUGGUCCCUUACCUAAAAUAUGCAAGAAAGGGAAUAUGACAGCAACUACAAUGAAGGUCCAUGGAUUAUAUAUGACAAUAUGAGAUCUGAACAGUACAUGUGCUAUUAUGAAGCUAAGGACGUCAUCCAGGAGUGUAAAAAUACCUAACAUAAGCUGCUUAUGUGGCUCUCUUGGCCUUCUCUCCCAGUUCACUUCCUUCAUCCCCAUGGAACAUGUUCCCCGUCUUCUCCCAUUUACCCACUACAUUAUAUUGCCCUAAAAUAAAAUGAGCUUUACACAUGGAUGUAAAAAUUUACCGCUGAGACGGUAAAAGCAACAUUUCCAAUUGACAAUGGCAGUCUUAAAAGUGACAUUUACAAAGACAAACAGAGACAAACUGGCCCAGGUUUUAUGGGUGCUGAAUUGGGUGUCUGUGAUAACUGGAGUCACGCUCUUCAGCCUGGGCCUGUUCUUAAAAGUAGAGAUCCAGAAGAGGCGGGAGCUGAUGUCAAAAGAGAUUGUGUCAGUGCCAAACAUGCUUAUCUGUGUUGGCCUGACUGCCUGUGCGAUCAACUUCCUGGGGGGCAAGAUCUGCUACGACUGCGUGGACACUACCAAGUUCUUGCGAUGGAAGCUGCUGAUGCUGCCUUACAUCAUAUGUACCUUUUUCUUUACGUUUUGCAUCCUCGUGGGCGCCCUGAUGUGCUAUAGCAUGCGUAACGAUUUGGAGGAGUCGCUGUUUUUGGGUUUGCGUGAUGCCAUGCGCUACUAUAAGGAUACAGACACGCCUGGCCGAUGCUACAUCAAGCGCACAAUGGAUAUGCUGCAGAUGCAGUUUCAGUGCUGUGGCAAUGGAGGCUAUCGAGACUGGUUUCACAUUCAGUGGAUUAGUAACCGCUACCUGGAUAUGACCAAUAGCGAAGUGGUGGAGCGGCUGCGGAGUAACGUGGAGGGGAAGUAUUUGAUUGACGGAGUGCCGUUCAGCUGCUGUGGCCUGCAUUCUCCUCGGCCCUGCAUCCAGCAUCAUAUCACUAACAAUUCAGCACAUUAUAAUUACGACUACAAGAAGGAGGAGCUGAAUCUGAACCGGAGAGGCUGCAGACAGGCCCUGCUGGAGCACUACACACAGAUAAUGCAGUCCAUUGGCUUAAUCGUUCUCAUCAUCUGGCUUUUUGAGGUGUCAGUGCUGACAGGAGUGCGUUAUCUUCAAACAGCCAUGGAGAAUGUGCUAAGGUUAGGAGACCCUGACUCUGAGUCUGACGGCUGGCUUCUGGAGAACAGCAUUGCGGACACUGCACGCUAUAACUUUAACAUCAUCAAGAACCUGGGCAAAUGCUACCAGGUGGAUGACGAUCCCAACAUAGAUGUACCAAACACCAGCCAGCAAGCACAAGAGAACGUGCCUGUAAAGCAAAUCCCUGUGGCCCGGUAGUACAAGAGACACUGAGACAUUUGAGACCCAGCCAUUCAACAAUGCCUUGAAGAGGCAGAUCAAGCUCUGCAUUGCAGCCUUUGACUCUUUACUUGAUGCACACAAAGAGGAAUGAAAGUGAAGAAUGCACUGAAACAAUAAAACAUAAUGUAAGGAGCUCUAAGAUGAAAGGCACUUCAUUGCAAUGUAAUCCUUGUGCCAUACAAAAGGAAAAGACAAUGAAAUGUGAAACGCAUUAUAAGAUGCUGGGGGACAGGACUGAUUUGCAACACUGAUUAACAUUGCUGUAAAGAAAGAUGGUAAUGGAAGACAAGCUUCCUUGUGCCUCUACCCUGUAAUGAAGAUUAUAUCGUCCAUCCUAAAAAUAUCUUAAUGAUAAACACAUUUCAAAUUAAUCUGAAAAGGGUGCAAUUAAAGGCCUUUGUUCCAUUACUAAAGAGCUAUUACCAUCCAUAAAGUAUACAAUGCCUUUUUCUCUUUCACUCACUUGCUUUUUACUUCUUUCAGUUUUCCUACUAGUAUAGCAUUCACAUACUGAUUUGGAGUUUUGCAGUAUCUGACAGGAUGAAUUUUGCCUAGGUCAAUGGGGCUAAAAUGUAUUAUUAUUAUUUUUUUGUCCCAGAAAACCUAUUAACUAAUGGUGGCUUCUGAAUGCAUUACUACAGCACUACUGUUUCAUAUAAGCUUAAAUUGUUUCACAAUAUAUUAAACCCACUGUGUUUUUUUUAUUCUUUUAAUUGUGGCUUUCUCACAGUUGCUAUUUUUUUCUUACAUUUGGUGAUGAUUCAAAGCAAAAUGUUUUAAUUUUUUCAGUUUUUACCAGCCAUUUCUCAAAUGCACAAAUAAAAUCAGACAUCUGAGAAAUGACGCGUGAAGGCGUUUUGGCAAAAUCUCAGUUGUAAGAAAUUUAAAAUUCAGUGAUUUUAUUUGUAUUUUUCAGAAAUGUUAUUUGUACUUAAACUGUUGAUGACAUUUUCUGCUUUAUUUAUAAGCAUGUAUUAAAACACUUACUUUUUUAUUACAUUUUAUUAGUCAAUAGCCUACAUUUAAAAAAAAAUAAAAAUAAUA